This is a messenger RNA of Mauremys mutica (yellowpond turtle), 2793 nucleotides long. It is a transcript of the gene BZW2, whose product is annotated as basic leucine zipper and W2 domains 2. Gene Ontology annotation, molecular function: protein binding. The coding region runs from base 1111 to 2397 and encodes 428 amino acids. NCBI's taxonomy places the organism in Eukaryota, Metazoa, Chordata, Testudines, Geoemydidae. The record is from RefSeq and is a predicted model, not a curated record. Gene Ontology annotation, cellular component: cytoplasm; membrane. The transcript has 15 exons.
CACGCUCCUCCGCAAAUUGUCUUGGGCAUCAGCCGGGCACCGAGCCGCUCUGGCCGCUCUGGAGCUGGGGUGGGUUAUUGCGUGUGGUGGUUGUUGUGGGAGCUCUCCGGGCACGGCAGCCCUGCAGGGAGGUGGAAACGAAUGGCUCAGCCCUGCGGUGCCCCUGUGAUGAAGCAGGUGGCUGCUUAGUUGUGUAGCGUAACAAAAAGAAGAGUUUGUGUGGAGCAGUGGGUCGGUCGGGUGCUGGGUACGCUGCAGUUUCAAACAGGGAUGCUCACUACCACCCUGGGAGAUCAGGGGAUCACAACCUUUGCAUUAUAACAACCACCCUCACUCAGUUGGUACUUACAGACUGUGAUCAAGUCACCCCUUCACCUUUUCUUUGACAAGCUAAAUAGACUUUAAUCUUUCACUAUAAGGCAUGUUUUCUAAUCCUUUAAUAAUUCUUGUGGCUCUUCUCUGAACUGUCUCUAUUAAAAUACUCAAGGAUCAAGUGCUUUUUGUUAAGGAUCCAACUCUCCAUUCCUCUAACUGAGGGCUCAGAGAGCUUCCAAUAUGCAGUUCUUAGGCUAUGACUACACUAGAGAGCUUACAGCAGCACAGCUGUACUGAUGCAGCUGCACUGCUGUAAGAUCUCUUGUGUAGCUGCUCUGUGCUGAUGGGAGAAGCUCUCCUGCCAACAUAGUCCUGCCCACACCGGCGCUUAUGGUGGUGUAACUUAUGUCGCUUGGGGUGUGUUUUUUCAUACCCCUGAGUGACAUAAGUUUUGCCAACAUAAGUGGUAGUAUAGACAUAGCCUUAGUCACUGAGAAGCUUAACAAAAACAGGAAAGUAAAGUCUCUUCUUCUCUUGAUGUUUCUUAAGAAUUUUCAAGAUACAUUGAGUUUGUGCUCUUUUUUUUGUUUCUUUUAUAGGUAAUCUUUUAAGAGAUUGUUUAAUCAACCAACUGAAUUUUCUUCUAUUGACUGCAUAAUAAAAAUCCUACACAGUUGUCACUAUUCGUUACUGAACCUAACAGAAUAGAAACACAAAUAAGGUUCUAUUAAAGGGCAUCUCUUUGAUGUCCAGAAAAACAAUAUUAAAAUCUAAUUGUCAAGCUUCAGAAAUUUUAUGAAUAAGCAUCAGAAGCCGGUGCUAACAGGCCAGCGGUUCAAAACUAGGAAGAGGGAUGAAAAGGAGAAAUUUGAACCCACAGUUUUCAGGGAUACAAUCAUCCAAGGCCUCAAUGAAGCUGGGAAUGAUCUGGAGGCUGUAGCCAAGUUUCUGGACUCAACAGGCUCAAGGCUAGAUUAUCGUCGCUAUGCUGACACGCUGUUUGAUAUCCUGAUCGCUGGCAGCAUGUUAGCCCCUGGAGGGACACGCAUAGAUGACAAUGACAAGACCAAGAUGACCAGCCACUGUGUAUUUUCUGCAGAUGAAGAUCAUGACACUAUCCGAAACUAUGCUCAGGUCUUCAAUAAACUAAUCAGGAGAUAUAAAUAUUUGGAAAAGGCAUUUGAAGAGGAAAUCAAAAAGCUCCUGUUGUUCCUUAAAGCCUUUUCUGAAACAGAGCAGACAAAGUUGGCAAUGCUUACUGGGAUCCUGUUAGCCAAUGGAACACUUCCUGCGGUCAUAUUGACAAGCCUUUUCACUGACAAUAUUGUCAAAGAAGGAAUUGCGGCAUCUUUUGCUGUAAAGCUUUUCAAAUCAUGGAUGGCAGAAAAAGAUGCCAACUCAGUUACCUCCUCUUUAAGAAAAGCCAAUUUAGACAAGCGAUUGCUAGAACUAUUUCCAGCCAAUCGGCAGAACGUGGAGCAUUUUGCUAAGUACUUCACGGAUGCAGGGCUAAAAGAGCUCUCAGAUUUCCUCCGAGUCCAGCAGUCACUGGGGACUCGUAAAGAACUUCAAAAAGAACUACAGGAACGUCUGUCUCAGGAAUGCCCAAUUAAAGAGGUAGUGCUUUACGUAAAAGAGGAAAUGAAGAGAAAUGAUCUGCCAGAGCCUGCAGUGAUUGGACUCCUGUGGACCUGUAUAAUGAAUGCCGUUGAAUGGAACAAGAAGGAAGAGCUGGUUGCAGAACAAGCACUUAAACAUCUAAAGCAAUACGCACCCCUGCUGGCUGUGUUCAGUACCCAAGGCCAGUCAGAGCUAAUUCUUCUCCAGAAGGUUCAGGAAUACUGUUAUGACAACAUCCACUUUAUGAAAGCCUUUCAGAAGAUAGUGGUACUCUUUUACAAAGCUGAUGUCCUGAGUGAAGAAGCCGUCCUGAAGUGGUACAAAGAAGCACAUCUUGCUAAAGGCAAAAGUGUAUUUCUUGACCAGAUGAAGAAAUUUGUUGAGUGGCUGCAAAAUGCUGAAGAAGAAUCAGAAUCUGAAGGCGAGGAGAACGAAGAUAGUUCAACAAAGCACAAUCUCUAGGCUACUGCCAAAUGCUCUUUGGGAAUGCCGUACUGUUCAAGCAAAACAGGUUUUACUUCAGUGUCCUACAAAAAAAUCAAGACUAGGCUUUCCUUUUGUUUAGAAGAAUAAAGUUCUUUAAUGGAGCUCUGAGGCAUUAGAUGCUCUCCUUGGGACUCUGCCUACGUUAGUGUACAGUGAGUCAGAGUUAAAGACAUUCAGCAAGGAGCCAUAUAGGAAACGUGAAAUGAAAUACUUAUGGACUCCUUUUUCUCAGCAGUCUUUUUAGGUACUGUGAUAUGUGAACACUCCUAUGUCUGUUUAUAGAAUUGGUUGAUCUGUGUUUGUAGCUUAAUAUUAGCUUGGGUAUGUGACUUGACAUCACAUUUUUUUUAAUAAAUGGCUUUUUGUAUCUUA